This is a messenger RNA of Amphibalanus amphitrite, 4147 nucleotides long. RefSeq names its product adhesion G protein-coupled receptor B3-like. The coding region runs from base 1105 to 3213 and encodes 702 amino acids. Lineage: Eukaryota; Metazoa; Arthropoda; Thecostraca; Balanomorpha; Balanidae. The record is from RefSeq and is a predicted model, not a curated record. Gene Ontology annotation, biological process: adenylate cyclase-activating G protein-coupled receptor signaling pathway. The transcript has 19 exons. Gene Ontology annotation, molecular function: G protein-coupled receptor activity.
CAUGAAGGAACGAAUGAGGGAAUGAUUGAUAGGGAGUGCGUCUUGGCACUUGUCACUUUUGUUUCGCCGUUGGUUCUUUAUUUCUUUUUGCACAAAGUUAAAUAUUUCCCCAUCACGUAUUUUGUUUUUGUGUUCUUGUCUUACUUACAAUUUUACAUAAUGGUAACUACGCAUAAAUGAAUGCGUCACACUUUUACUCUUGGACAGUGGAAGAAACAUCACUAGAGGACAACUCAACCUGGCCAUUGGACAUUUUCGACAACGAGACAGCAGAUGCAAAUGCAACAGCGGCCGCGGGCAAUGGUGGUUCAUCGAGUUCAUCAGCAGCGAGUUCGACCACGACGACGACGACGACGACGAUAACGACACGACCCACGACCUCGACCCCCUCCACCACCACCGAACUAGACGAGAGCUACCAGGCAUCUGCCGACUACCACUGGGGCAGCCUGAACGGGAACGCCGAGGUGUACCCGGCGCGGAGUCGGUUUCGGCUCGGCGGCGGACCCUUCGGCUUCAAAACGUCCGUCAAACUGCCUGGCGGCAUGUGUUUGCUGCACAACGACUUCGCAUUUGAGGACGACUCCUGCGUACAGAAUCCUCAGAACUGCUCCGAAGGGCUGUCCUUCAGCCUGUGGCACAAGGCCAGCUACGACGAGACACUCAUGUACAGCGAGCGCUACAUACCCCGACAGGCUCUCAUCAGUACAGCGCUGUGUCGUCCCGGGACACCCGCGGAUCGGAGGACGGCGACCUGCACCUGCAGCGCUGCAGGCUGGCCUCAAGCCAGAAGGCCUUUACUUACCGAGCGGCGGUCGCCUGGAAUGGUCUGCCGCGCGCCGCCCGCGACGCGCCGACCUACCGUGCUUUCAAACUGGCAGCGGCGACCUGCAGGGCACGCCCGGCCUGCUGGUCUACCUGCAGAACCACGUUCUCGGGGUGGUGGUGUCCACCGGUAGCCUCUACUGGCGUGCCUCUGUCAGUGGCCUGCUGGUCAACCACGCCUGGAACAGCAUCGGCGUCCGUUGGCAGGCGCCGGGCUCCGCUGACGAGCAGACGGUGAGGGGCCUCCAGCUGUUCAUCAACCAGCAGCGUGUAGCGGCCAUGGUGAACGGCCUGCCCGCCUCGCCCCGGCCGCCGGUGGAGCCCGUCCAACUGAUGGUGGGGUGUCACCGUACCAGCACUCGCAGCAUUUACUCCGAGUUCUGCGCCGAUUGCGAGCUGGACGAGGUGGCCAUCUGGAGACGGGCGCUGCCGGAUCACCAGCUGUCCCUCUUCAAUGGAGGACAUAAGGAGGCACGUGCCCUGUCCGCGCACGAGUUCAGCUCGAUCGUCGGUCAGGUGAACCUGCGCGACCUGGAGCAGCAGCAGCAGGCGGUUCAGGUGCUGAUCGGAGUCCUCAGCAAGACCGACAAAGAAUCAGAAGCUGGCGGCGGCUCGGAGGACGAAACGGACAUGGAGGAGCUGAGUGACAUCAUGGAGACCAUGACCGACCUGAAGACGCUCAAACGGUCACAGACGGCCGACGAGCUCGACAAGCUGGCUAACAUCGUUGAAGUACAAGAUUUCCUUCUACGCCCAGAAAAGAAAGAUAAGUGGGAGACGCUUGAGAAGAAAGCAAGGAAGGCAAAGAAAGAAGAAAAGAAGCCAAAAGACGCGGCCGGCGUGGUGCGGGGCCUGGAGGACUGGGUCAUGGCUUCGGUCUCCCGAGUCCCUCUCAGAAGCGACAACGACACGGUGCUCGUCAACAAGAAGACCGACAACAUCCAGAUGACCAUGAAGAAGAUGAAGCUGGGACACUUCAAGGAGGCUGAGCUGGCUUCCUUCCCGGAGGGAGACGAAGACAAAGACGGCUCCGUUGAAUUGCCCACAACUGUGUUCAACAAGGAAGGAUGCGAUGACACGCCAAUCAACAUUGUGUUUGGCAAAUACGACACCCUGGGAGACGUGGCGCCGAGACGUGUCGCCGAAAGCGACGAAAUGACGAGCCGCGAAGCCGAGCUGGUGAACAUAGACAGCGCGGUGCUCUCGCUACGAGUCUCGGUCGGUGACAGCGAGGGACGCCAGGAGAGAGAUGAUGACACCGAGACGGACGUCAGCAGCUGUUUGCCCACCAGCGAGCAGCUCCGUGCGGCGCCCGUCAAGACGCAGCUCACACACAAGACGCAGACACCGGCUCUGCGCAAGACGCUGUUCCACACGGAGCCAAAGUCCGAUAUCCUGCGGCGCCUGUGUGUCUGGUGGAACCCGGAGCUCUCAGACGGCGCCGGAGGCUGGGACCCGACCGGGUGCGAGGCAACUGACCAGUCCACAGAGCUGGUCACCAUCUGCGCCUGCGAGAACUUCGGACAGUACGCCGUCAUGACGGAAAAGGUCGAGCCAAAGCGGAUCCCCGAGGAGGCGGAGGCUGCCAGGUUCAUCAAGUACUUUCUCUACGCCAUCUCCGGGAUUCUUCUGCUUCUCUUCAUUCUCGUCGUCACCUGUCGACCCCGUGUGGGCGACAUGUUCCACCGCAUGCGGCAGCACACGGCGCUGGCGCUGGUGGCGCUGGCGCUCUGUACCUGCCUCUCGGACCUGGAGGCGGUGCGCCGCGACCGGCACAGCUGCGCCGCCAUCGGCGUCUGCACGCAGUUCUUCCAUCUCGUGACCGCCGUGAUGCUGGCCUGCGAGGGGUACGCCAACUUCCGCGCCGUCAUUGAGGGCACCGUCGGCGGCAAGCUCGGCACCUACAUCUGUCUCGCCUGGGGUCUGCCCAGUAUGGUGGUCGGCUACACACUGGUCUCGUCCAUGGACCAGCUCGGUGACGACCCGCGCUGCGUGCUCGGCUGGUCGGCCUCGCUGAAGGCGCGCGCGCUGCUGGGCCCGCUGGUACUGGCCGACGCGGCUGCUCUGCUGGCCGCCGCCGUGGCUGCCUGUAACUCGGGCCACGCGCGUGUGCGGGUCGACCUGCGUGCCGAGGUGCGCUCCCUGAGCCGCGGUCACGUGGUGUUCACGGUGCUGCAGACGGUGGGACACACGCUGGCGCUGGUCUGCUAUGUGGUUCUGGCAGGGGACGACUCGGAGGGGGCAGCGGUGGCCUACAGUCUGUUCCAGACUUACGCCGCUCUUCAGGGCGUGUUCUUCUUCUUCAUAAUGGGCUACAUGUCGAUGAGGUUCAAGAGAGCCCUGCCCUGCUCCGGACGUCGUGAGCAGCUCAAGGACGAAGAGCAGUGAAACCGCGACUAGUGCGAGGAGCAGUGAAUGAGGAACAGUGAACACCAGUUCCAUCCUCACCAGGCGGCGACGGCGAUACAGCUCUGCAAAGUGACGUCGACCGCGACCUAAGCUCUAAUUGCUUGUUAUUUUGACUCAGGCCCGGCUCAGGCUUCGGCUUCGACACUUUAGUUGCCAGAUUUACUUCGGCCGAUGCAUUAGCAGCGCAUUUUACAUAGUACAUGUGAAAACUCAUUAUUUAGUGGAACCGGUCCAAUUCCAGUCAUAAUUUACCUUGUUUACGGCUUUCUUGAGUAAAUUGUCAGAUUUGUCACUAGCUGGUUAACGACAAAAAUAAGUAAGUAAUACAUACAAGCGUUUGUGAGGCUCAUUUGUUGCUUUACUUAUUUGUUGUAUUGCUUCAACUACAGACUAUGUUUUAACACAAACUCAAAAAAGUGAGAAGCAAUUUACCAUCGGUUUCAUCUCAACAUCCACCUAUGUCAUACGGGACAAUCAUUCGAUUAGUGGCAGUCAUAUUGCAUCGCUUAGACACCUUAUGCAGUUUUCUGUGAGUUUAGUUUACAGAUAGGCGAUUAGAUGAGCGCCCAAUAGUACGGUUUGAACUUUGAACGCAGCCAACCCUGCCAGCUGUAAUGCAUCAAGGUUAUCCGCUUUGGUAAAGUCGAAAAAAUAUGGCAUCGGUUUUUGCAACGUUUAUCUAAGUGCAUUCCAUUUGACUACUGCACUUAUAUAGCAGCCUCAAUAUUUAUUUUUAGGCAUAUUUUCGAUUGCCACACUGCGUUGUUUUGUUGCAUCAAUGUCGAUCCUAAUACAUUAUUGUGCAGUUUUUUUGUUGUUAUUUGUACAAAUAUUUGGAUAUGGAAUGUUAUCAUGAACCGAAUGCAAAGUAAACAAAAAACGAAACUAUGUAAAUACAUUAUGCUGCGCCGUU